This is a messenger RNA of Frieseomelitta varia, 1206 nucleotides long. RefSeq names its product zinc finger CCCH domain-containing protein 11A-like. Gene Ontology annotation, molecular function: metal ion binding. Bases 194 to 682 code for a protein of 162 amino acids. NCBI's taxonomy places the organism in Eukaryota, Metazoa, Arthropoda, Insecta, Hymenoptera, Apidae. The transcript has 5 exons. The record is from RefSeq and is a predicted model, not a curated record.
CAUCGUAUCUGUAGCAAAUAGCGUCUCUAACGAAAGGGGCGACAAGUGCCACGGUCGAACUAUUUACCUGAAUCUGUGUGCGAGUUGAUUUAGUGUGUGGGUCAAAGCGAAGGGGCAAAAAAGAAGUCAUCCGAGGAAUCACUGCCAUCACACUAAAGAACACGAUCACUCAUCUUUCUAUCGGUCUUUGCAAAUGGAGCACAGUCAUAAGAAUACCGACUGUUAUUUUUUCUAUUACUCAACGUGCACAAAGGGUGAUAACUGUCCAUUUAGACAUGAACCAUCUGCUUUGGGUUGCGAAACAAUGUGCGUAUAUUGGAAGCAGGGUAAAUGCUUUGAUGAACAUUGUAACUUUAGGCAUAUGGAAUUAAGAAAAAAUCGCAAAUCGAUUCCAUGUUAUUGGGAAACACAACCUGGAGGUUGUAGAAAACCACAUUGUUCAUUUAUGCAUAAGAAUGCUCGAACAAUUACUAAUGAUCCUAUUAAUCCAGUAAAAAAUUUUGAUUUAACAUCAAAAACCAUGAACCAAGAAUGGUCUAAUCGUCAAGAUGAUACAAAAUAUGAUGGUAGUAGUACUGAGUCUGAUCAAGGUAGAGGAAGCAGUGAAGCAGGCAGUUUUAUUGGCAGUCCAGCUGUUGAUCCUCUUAUCGUCAAAUUCGAAGAAGGUAUGAGGCUUUACUAGCCCCCCCGUCCAUCUUUCAGCGUACAUUAUCUUACGUCGGCUACUCUUUCCCUUCCACCUAAUCUACAAACGAGCAUAAAUAUUCCAAACGCACUCAGUAUUCCGAGCAAUCUGACAAUCCCUAAUAACGUAUCUAACAGUCUCAACAUACUAAACAAUAUCAACAUUACGAACAAUUUGAAUAUACCACAAGCUAAUGUACAGAACUCGCAGACUUCCCCUUGCCAUCAUGCGUUAUCAUUUUCUCACCCACAAAAUCUACAUUCACAUUCUUCCGGACAGUCAUUAUCCCCAUUGCAAAAUCAACAAAAUUCUACACUGCUUCAACAGCCAUCAUAUUCACCCAUUCAUACUCAACAAACUUCUCAACCUCAAACAUCAAGAUUUCCUUUCCCAUAUCUCGAAAUGACAUCAUACAGACGAUUUUAAAGUUGUCAGGAAUGUCCUAAUUGUAACAUUGUAAGUUUCUAUUGACCAAUAACCAGCAUAGAAAAAGUACAUUAAUGAAACACUAAAACAAGGGA